CCGCCCGUGCGGCCAGACGCGCUGUCCGAACCCUACCUACACCUCAACAUUGUGAUUCACGUUGUGGGAAGUCGAGGUGAUGUACAACCAUUCAUCGCGUACGGUACCGCUCUGCAACGGCACGGUCACAGGGUGCGCCUUGCCACCCAUGAAUGUUUUUCCCAGUUUGUCCGGGACUCGGGUCUCGAGUUCUAUUCGAUCGGGGGCGAUCCCGCGGAGCUCAUGGCGUACAUGGUCAAGAACCCUGGUCUGAUACCUUCGUUGGAGUCUCUCCGUGGCGGUGACAUCGGCAGCAAGAGGCGCAUGAUCGACGAGAUGCUACGGGGCUGUUGGGCCUCCUGCGUUGAACCCGACCCCGAGACCAAGCGUCCUUUCGUGGCCGAUGCCAUCAUCGCAAACCCCCCAAGCUUCGCCCACGUUCAUUGUGCGCAGGCUCUCGGAAUACCUGCGCACAUCAUGUUCACCAUGCCGUGGAAUGCAACCCGAGCCUUUCCCCAUCCGCUAGUCAAAAUGAGCUCGACAGACAUCGAACCCGGUACCGCAAACUGGCUUACCUACGGCCUGGUCGAGCUCAUGACUUGGCAAGGGUGA
Messenger RNA from Lasiosphaeria miniovina, 591 nucleotides. RefSeq lists its product as uncharacterized. Gene Ontology annotation, biological process: carbohydrate metabolic process. Gene Ontology annotation, molecular function: hexosyltransferase activity. The annotation marks the transcript as partial. The transcript is spliced from 3 exons. NCBI's taxonomy places the organism in Eukaryota, Fungi, Ascomycota, Sordariomycetes, Sordariales, Lasiosphaeriaceae. The record is from RefSeq and is a predicted model, not a curated record.